Molecule: messenger RNA, 1358 nt
Organism: Agrilus planipennis (emerald ash borer)
Lineage: Eukaryota; Metazoa; Arthropoda; Insecta; Coleoptera; Buprestidae
Product: probable malonyl-CoA-acyl carrier protein transacylase, mitochondrial
Exons: 4
Coding region: 21-1277 (418 amino acids)
Molecular function (GO): transferase activity
Source: RefSeq, a predicted model, not a curated record
AUUCUAAGAAAACAUAAAAAAUGGUGUUAAUAAAAUCUUCGUGGUGUACAUUUAAGAAAGUCCUAGAAACACGUCAAAAUAUUUGUAAACCAGCUUGUAACAGUGCAGUCUUUAAACUUAAACAAAGGAAUUUCCACUGUAGUGUCUGUAAUAAAGAAGAAGCAAAUAAAAAAUCAGAAGAAACACCUUUAAAGACUCUUUUAGAAGAUGCGGCUUCAUUUGGUGACGUUCAAAGGAAUAAUGUUGAACAGCAAUGGGCAACACUUCCUUAUUUACAAGGUACAAAGAUACGAAAGCAAGGAGAAUAUUUUCACAAACCAAAAGUUGAUCCUAGAAAUACAUCAGUAAUUUUGUUUCCUGGGCAAGGUAGUCAGUUUGUUGGGAUGGCAAAAGACCUGUUAAAAUUUCCAAUGGCAAGAGAUCUGUUUGAGUUAGCAAACUAUAUAUUGAAAUAUGAUUUGCUUAAAUUGUGUUUAGAGGGCCCCAAAUCUAAACUAGAUGAAACUAGAUACUGCCAACCUGCUGUUAUGGUUACUUCUUUAGCAACGCUAGAACGUUUAAAAGAAGAAAGACCAAAUGCAAUUGAAAAUUGUGUUGCAACUGCAGGAUUUAGUCUGGGAGAAAUUACAGCUCUAGUAUUUGCAGGGGCAUUAGGUUUUGAAAGGGCUCUUCAGUUGGUCAAAAUCAGGGCAGAAGCAAUGCAUUUAGCAAGUGAGGCUUAUAAAGGGGGCAUGGCCACAGUUUUCUAUACCCCUGAAAGUAAUUUAGGCAAAGCUGUCAUAAAAGCUAAGGAAUGGGCUCUUGAACGAGGGGCUGAGAAUCCAGAAUGUUGUGUCGCUAACUACCUUUAUCCACACUGCAAGGUCGUUUCAGGUAGUUUAGAGGCAUUAGAUUAUUUAGAAAAAAACUUAAUGGAAUACAAACUCAAAAAAAUUAAGAGAUUACCAGUUAGUGGAGCUUUCCACAGUAGUUUAAUGGAACCAGCCGUUGGGCCUUUUUUGAAAGCUUUAAAAAAGACUGAAGUUUCUGAUCCUGUAAUAUCAGUGUUUUCGAAUGUAGAUGGAAAAAAGUACAGGGAUGCUAAUCAUAUAAGAAGACAACUUCCAAAACAGAUUGUGAAACCUGUGAGAUGGGAGCAACUUUUACACGUAAUAUAUGAAAGAGACCAAGAUGAAUAUUUUCCAAAGACUUUUGAGUGUGGUCCAGGUUCCUCAUUGAAAGCAAUUCUUAAGCAAGUAAAUGGAAAGGCCUGGAAUCACUGUAUUACAAUAAAUUAAUAAAUUUUCAUGGUGUGUAAUAAGCUAAUAUCAGUUAGUGGUAUGUACAUAAAUGUUAAGAAUACAAGUUUUUAAACCUUA